Cynoglossus semilaevis (tongue sole) is the source of this 2991-nucleotide messenger RNA. Its product is annotated as inter-alpha-trypsin inhibitor heavy chain H3-like. The transcript is spliced from 21 exons. Gene Ontology annotation, molecular function: serine-type endopeptidase inhibitor activity. Lineage: Eukaryota; Metazoa; Chordata; Actinopteri; Pleuronectiformes; Cynoglossidae. The coding region runs from base 16 to 2787 and encodes 923 amino acids. Gene Ontology annotation, biological process: hyaluronan metabolic process. The record is from RefSeq and is a predicted model, not a curated record.
CUCCCACUAGACCAAAUGUUCUUCUCUGUGCUGUCAGUGUUCAGUGGAGCCAGUGGAGUCAUGUCUGGACGGUUGGGUGUUCGCCUGCUGCUGCUGCUGGGCUGUGUUUGCCACUGGCUGCCUGGCCUGGCCCUGGCUGCUGUGGUCAUCUCAGAAGGACAGGAAUCUCCACAGGACACAAGAUUAGCUGCCAGAUCACUGCAGAAAAGAAGUCCAAAUGAAAUUGAGGUGGAGGUGCUCAGUGUGACGGUGGACUGCACGGUGACGUCUCGUUUUGCUCACACCGUCAUGACCUCUGUGGCUCUGAACAAAGCCAAUGUGUCCCAGGAAAUCUUCUUUAAAGUGGAGCUGCCGAAGACAGCCUUCAUCACCAACUUCAGCAUGGAAAUUGAAGGUCAGGUGUAUGUCGGUGAAGUGAAGGAGAAAGAAAAGGCCAAGAAACAGUAUGAGAAGGCCGUCUCCUCUGGACAGACUGCUGGACUGGUCAAGGCCUCUGGCAGGAAGAUGGAGAGUUUUUCAGUGUCCGUCAACAUUGCUGCAAAAAGUAACGUGACUUUUAUUCUGACCUAUGAGGAGCUCCUUCAGAGGAAACUGGGCCAAUAUGAGAUUUUAACAAGAGUCCAACCUAAGUCACUGGUUCAGGACUUUAAGAUAAUGACAAAUAUUUACGAACCACAAGGCAUUGCUUUCCUGGAUGCCCAUGCAACGUUCCUCACCAAUGACUUGCUCCCCCUGGUGGACAAAACUGUCACAGACAAAAAGGCCCACAUCUCCUUUUCACCAACGGUGGAGCAGCAGAGGAAGUGUCCAGGCUGUGAUGGAACGCUCAUUGAUGGAGAUUUUGUCAUCAAGUAUGACGUCAAUCGAGGAGAGAGAUUUGGGGACAUUCAGAUUGUCAAUGGGUACUUUGUGCACUUCUUUGCUCCACCUGACUUGCCAAGAGUCCCAAAAAACAUUGUGUUUGUGACUGACAAUAGUGGGUCAAUGUCAGGAAGAAAACUCCAGCAGUCAAAAGAUGCACUAGUGCAUAUCCUUAGUGAUCUCCACGAAGAGGACUACUUUGCUGUCAUUAAGUUUGACCAUAUUGUUUUACCCUGGAGAGAUUCACUUUCCAAAGCAACAAAGGAAAACGUAGAGGAAGGAAAGACAUUUGUAAGAAAACAUCAUCCUGUGGGAGGCACAGACAUCAACCUAGGCGUGUUAAGAGGAGUUGACAUGUUGGUCAAAGACAGACAGGAGAAUAGACUUCCUGAGAGGAGUGUUGACAUGGUCAUCCUACUGACUGAUGGGAUGCCAGUCUCAGGAGAGACCAACACAAAGAAAAUCCAGGAGAAUGUACAGUCAGCAAUUGGAGGAAAAAUGUCUCUCUUCAGUCUUGGAUUUGGAAAUGAUGUUGAUUAUUCCUUCCUGGAUGUGAUGAGCAAACAAAACAAAGGAAUUGCUCGUAGAAUAUUCGAAGCUUCAGAUGCUGCACUUCAACUGCAGGGUUUCUAUGAUGAAAUUGCCAACCCUCUGCUGUCUGAGGUGGAACUACGUUACCCUGACAACGCAGUGGACUCUCUGACCAAAAACCACUUCAACCAUUUGUUCAACGGCUCAGAGAUUGUGGUUGCUGGUCGUCUGACAGACAAUGACCUGGAUAACUUCCUGGUGGAGGUGCUGGGUCAGGGGUUUGAGGAGGACUACAAAGCAGAGGGUCAGGCCAGUACCCUGGACCAGGAGGUCCCAUACCCAAAUGAGGAGUACAUCUUUGGGGAUUUCACAGAGCGUCUGUGGGCCUAUCUGACCAUCCAGCAGUUACUGGAUAAGAGUAAGAGUGGUGACCCAGCGGAGAAGGUCAACGCCACAGCCAAGGCACUGGAAAUGUCUCUGCAGUACAACUUUGUCACACCACUGACCUCCAUGGUGGUCACCAAACCUGAGACAGAGGAAACAGGACCUCUCAUUGCAGACAAGCUGACUGAAGACAAACGACAGCAGGCAGAGAGGAACAGGAACAGUAAGACAAACAUCAGCUGUGGUACUGCUGUGUCUUCUAAAAUACCUUCAUUUGCAGUGGAUGGAGACCCUCAUUUCAUUAUCGAGCUGCCAGAGAAGAAUGAUGCGCUGUGCUUCAACAUCAACGACAAACCAGGAACCAUUUUCACACUGAUUAAAGACACAAAGUCAGGUGUUGUUGUCAACGGUCAGACAAUUGGAGACAAGAAAAUCCCCCCUGAUGGUAAAAUAAACACCUAUUUCUGGAGGUUUGGCAUCACCCACAAGACUCUCAGGGUGAAGCUGGAGGUGAGCACCAGUGACAUCAACGUGUUUCAGGACAGUAAAUGGAUGACCAUGUAUUGGUCCAACUCAAUCUCUCUCAAAGGAACCAACAUGGAUCUUCAUGUGACCAAGGACCGCAGUCUAACAGUUACACUGAAAGAUUCAGUCAAGUUUGUGAUCCUGCUCCACAAAGUGUGGGCCAAACAUCCAUACCAUCAGGAUUACUUGGGUUUUUAUACUGUGGACAGUCAUCUCCUCUCCCCUGCUGUUCACGGCCUUCUGGGUCAGUUCUACCAUGGUGUAGAAUAUGAGGUGUCCGAGCUGCGUCCAGGAGAGGUCCCAGAGAAACCUGAUGCCACCAUGUAUGUGAAAGGACAUGAGCUGAAUGUGACCAGAGGCUGGCAGAGAGACUUCAGACAGGAUAUAAAGAAUGGAGAAAAUGUUCCCUGCUGGUUUGUUCACAGUAAUGGAACAGGCCUCAUUGAUGGAGAUGCUUCAGACUACGUCGUGUCAAGUCUGUUAUAAACAUUUCAAUUUAAGUAUAAUUAUAUCUGUGUCAUUGUUGUCAUGUCUACAAAUUUCAGUAAAAAAGUGUUGCAACACACUUUUAGUUAAAAAAAGGAGUUAAAUAUGAAUUUGUUUUCUUUUCUCUGUGCCUGGUCUGUUUUUGUGUUUGUCCUUGCCUUGUUUCUUUGCUAAUCUGGAGAUUAAAAAAAUGGAAAAACCCUA